This is a messenger RNA of Paecilomyces variotii, 2473 nucleotides long. RefSeq names its product dynactin p62 family-domain-containing protein. Lineage: Eukaryota; Fungi; Ascomycota; Eurotiomycetes; Eurotiales; Thermoascaceae. Bases 458 to 2389 code for a protein of 643 amino acids. The record is from RefSeq and is a predicted model, not a curated record. The transcript is spliced from 2 exons. Gene Ontology annotation, cellular component: dynactin complex.
CAACACGGCAGAAAACAAAUCGCAGCUCUUUCUCCGCGCUCCGCGACCCCACGAGCUUUCUGUUCUACAAUAAUAUAUCUCAACUGACGACUCUUUUUCGGUUCUUGUUUGAGUUCACUGCUAUUUUUAUUUUCUCUUGACGGUCUUCUUGGGGCGAGCCUUCGCAAUUUCCUUUCUGUUGUCCCAAGACCGAUUAUCGAACACGCCGCUUGGUCUUCGCGAAUUGAACUUCCCCUGAGAUCGCUGCAUACAGCAAUUGGUUCAACGCUCGGUUUCCUCAGUUGCAAGACGCGUUAUAAGAGUGAUUAGUUAGAAUAGACGGUGUCGAAUCUAUAGUGACAUCUUCGUUGGAGCGCUAUUUUUGCCCCAGGCGUACGGCAGCCUCGUUCUCCGAAAGAUACCGCGCACCAUAUCAUGCUGCUAUCGAGCCAGUGAUCUUAUACAACUACAAACCAAAAUGUCGCGCCCGUUCCCCUAUACCUACAUCUCAUGUCCCUGUGCAGAUGACCCGAUUCCCGAUCCAUCCUCGAAACGGAUAUCGAAAGAGCUCUCUCCGCGCAAGAAAGGCUCGUCGGAAACCCCUCAGUUUGAAGAAGACUCGGACGAAGAAGAGGUUACUUUCGAUCCUAGAUCGCCUCGCGCCAACUUCUCUUUAUAUCCGCCUGAGCAACUACUCUACUGCGAGGACUGUCACCAAAUUAAAUGCCCGAGAUGUAUAACGGAGGAGAUUGUGUGUUGGUAUUGUCCGAACUGUCUGUUUGAGACCCCCAGCAGUAUGGUGAGGAGUGAAGGAAAUAGGUGUGCGCGGAAUUGCUUCAAUUGUCCGAUAUGUACGGCCCCCUUGGCGGUCACCACGUUGGAAAAUACUGCUGCGGGGGGUUCUCACCAAGGUCCCUGGGUUCUGGCCUGCCAGUACUGUAUGUGGACGACUCUCGAUAUUGGGAUCAAAUUCGACAAGCCCACCAAUAUUCGUACUCAGCUGGCGAAGCUGACAGAAGCUGCUGGCGGGAGGAAGUCGACUCGAGGUAUAUCUGAUAUGAGGUCGCCUCUAGCCAGCUUCUCGUCAACCACUGAUUUACCUGUAAUGGGUGAGAGUGAAGAGGUGGGAAAAGAGUCCAAACCAGUGGAUGAGCAACCUCCUCUGGAUCCGGACGCUAGGUUCGACGCUUUGAAAUCCUUCUACCGAAACCAGAUCGCGGAGACAUCGUCUUCUCCUAGCGAUCCUCUGGGAACCGACCUUGGAGCUGGAUUUUCCUCCCCGAGCGCAUUGAACCGUAUCAUGUCUCUGUAUGCCUCAUCUACCUUCGGAGGUCUCUACGGAGCAGGCGGCAAGAAGCCUAAGUCUAAGCCACCAGUCAUGAGAGAGGCUCUCCACGCAUCAGAAGGACUGAAGAUUCCCAGCCCUGACUUCGAGGAGUCGAUCAUCAAUAGGAUGUCGUCGGACGAAUGCGGUUGGGACGGCCUGGCUUCAAUGGAGCAACGAGCCUUCCAAGCUCUUGAUGCUCGUUUCGUGGAGGACCUUCGACCACUCCCAGUUCAGCUCAGGACGAAACGCUCGAAACGGUGCAAGGCAUGCAAGCAUAUCCUUGUCAAGCCCGAGUUCAAGCCGCAGUCAACGCGCUUCCGUAUCCGUCUGAUUGCUCUCAGCUACAUCCCACUACCUACAUUGCGACCUCUCACGCCAACUUCCCUCGCAGGAAUACCCCUAUCACCAACCGUCGCGCCUCCUGACCUGGACGCUCUACCACCUCUGCGGCCCAUCCAAUACCUCCUAACUUUAAAAAACCACAUGUUCGACCCUGUCCGAGUCACACUGGCUACGCCUUCUCUAACCCCCGGCCGCGUCGCCACGAAAGUCACCAUUCUCUGCCCUCAGUUCGACAUCGGCGCCAAUAGCGACGUCUGGGAUGAAGCCCUCCAGGCCUCUACCGCCGGUGACCGCUCCUCACGAGCCGCUCUAGCCGGCUUCGGGACUGAAAAAGUCGCUGAGGCCGGUAAAGUCUGGGACAAAGGACGGAACUGGACGACCGUCGUUAUCGAAAUCGUCCCGGGAACCUUACCUGGUUCGGGACACAAGAGCCGUGGUGACCACGAGGACAACGACGACCGCCAUACCGCCAGUGAUGACGGCAAUGACAAUGAUGAUGACAAUGAGAAUGACAAUGACAAUGACAGCAACAGCGGCAAUAAGGAUAAUGAUAACAAUGACGAGGAACUCCGCGAGGACGAAGACGUGCUUGAGAUCCCGGUCUUUGUGCGCUUAGAAUGGGAUACGGAAAAUCAGAUAGAGCAGCCUGUGGGAAAGAACCAGAAGCCUGAGAUGGUGAAGAGGGAAUUGGCCUAUUGGAUGGUAUUGGGUGUUGGGAGGAUUAAAGAUGGAGAGUCGUGAUGUGUGUUGUGUGUGGAUUUGGGAUGUGUUCUUUUCUUUUCUUGCGAUCUGUAGCCAUGAUACCAAUAGAUAUAGUUAGCGACA